GCCGCGGCGGCUGCCGCUGCUGUUGUUGUUUCUCCUGCCGCUCCUGCUGCCCUGGCCGCCUGCCGCCGUGGCCCUGCGGCUGCUGCUGGACGCCGCGCCGCCUUUCACCUGCUCGCAGCCGCUUGCUUCACUGGAAGUCUCUGAAGAAGAAUUGAUGUAACAUCCCUCAUGAAGAUGAGCCAUGGUGGUGGUGCAUGUGAGGACAGCUUUUCCUCAAAGGAUUUAAACUGUCUCGUAAGAAAUAGCACUUGCAUGGAGUCAAGCUGGCUGCAGGUUGCUGCCUGGACUCCCUCUGCUCCAAGCAGUCUCCACGUUUCUUCUGAUGUUUUCCGUAAGGAGGAUGGAAAACUGGUCCCUGUGCUUCAGAUAGAGUGGAAGGUGGCCACAGAUGCCAGCAUCCGCUGUCUGGAAGGGGCCGAGCUCGCCGUCAUGCAGGUCAGCAGCAAUCAGCAGAUCUGUGCCCAGUUUGACUUCCAGAACAAUUUGCCUCUUCAGGUCCGUCCCGAUGGAGGCCGGUGGAAUUUCACUUUUGACCGUUUUGAAGUAGAACCUGGCCAGACUUACCAAGUGACUGUGUAUCACCUGCCCAAACUGGGUGUAAAUGGAGACUACAAUUGCAAGUCCACGUCUCUCACAAUGCCAGACUGCAGGGAUUCUCUGAUGAAAAGAACCAUCCCAUGUAUAAAGACAGGCAGCUUGUGGGAACCUAGGAUCCAGGGUGAAAGUCUAGAUGAUUCAACUCUGCUUGUGAGCUUCCACCCAUGGAUUGAGCCAGCCAGGUACCAAAUCCAUGUGGCCAGUUACAAGGAGGAGAGGAGGUGUAAAAUGAUCACACAGGAUUUCACUGAGGAUGGACUACAACAGCAAGUGAAUGUCACAAUCAAAAUAGAGAACAACAUAAAAGUUUGCUGCAGAUACAAAGUACAGAUUCAGCCAUUCUUUGCAAACUGUGGCACAGACUGUCUGAGACACUCUGCUUCCAUCCCAUGUGAAGCAGUUCCAAGUACAGAACCAUCGGAUGAUAUGAUGAUAUGGCUCUACUGGUGUAUCACUGGCAUCUCUGUGUUACUGGUGGGGUCAGUCAUAACAGCUGUGCUCUGUAUGACUAAGAAACGAGCAGGGCGCCAGCGAAGGAAAUGCAACCACGACAAUUUGCGAGCUGCACCGUACACCGAGCUGCCCCUGCCACCCUUGAAGCUGCGGAAGGUUUGGAUUGUGUACUCUGCUGAUCACCUGCUCUACGUGGACGUGGUGCUGAAGUUUGCUGAGUUCCUGAUGACAGUCUGUGGCACUGCUGUGGCCUUGGAUCUGCUGGAGGACCACCACAUCUCAGAGCUGGGGCCCUUGCCCUGGCUCACGCGGCAGAAGAAGGAAAUGGAAGAGCUGUCUUCAAAGAUCAUCAUCCUGUGUUCUCGGGGCACCCAGGCCAAAUGGCAGGCCAUGCUUGGGAGUGAGCCUGUGUGUCUCAAGCAAGAUCAGCAAAAGCCAAUGGGAGACCUGUUCACCCCAGCCUUGAAUCUGAUCCUGCCAGAUUUCAAGAAGCCAGCCUGUUUUGGAAUGUACAUAGUUUGCUACUUUGAGGGAAUAAGUAGUGAGAGAGAUAUACCUGAUCUGUUCAAUGUCACGUCCAGAUACCAACUGAUGGACAAGUUUGAGGAUAUUUAUUUUCGGAUUCAGGAUCUGGAGAAGUUUGAGCCUGGGCGGAUCCAUCGAAUCCAGGAAAUCACAGCUGAAAAUUACAUCGAUACCCCCAGUGGGAGGAAACUGAAAGAGGCCAUAGAGAAGUUCAGGAACUGGCAGACUGAGCACCCGGACUGGUUUGAGAGUGAAACCAUCUGCUUGGAUAGUGAUGAAGAGUUACAUUCCCUGAACAGAGAGAGCCAGGUGGAUUCACUGCUGAGUGAGCCAGGUGGAAUUGUGAAACAGCGGCUGCACUUACGUGAGCCUGACCCCAGCUGCUGUUACACCAUCAGCCUCCACAUGCAUGAAGGUGAAAGUACAGGCUGCAAGCUGCAGCCUCAGCUUAAUCCAUGUGGGGAUCCAAAUUCCCAGACUGUGGUCCUUCCUAUGGAUGUUCCUCCAAUUCAGGUAGUGGAGCCAGUCUCUUCCAUGGAAGAUAGAAAUAUACUCGGUCACCACGUGCUGAGCAAUGAGGACUGUAUGGAAGGAGUUCCUCUUCUGGAGAGAAGCUUUCCAAUGAGGAAUAAUGUCAUCCUCCACAAUGGCUCUGAAGCUUCAGCAGCUGACCAGAGUCCUGCAAACUUGUCAGAUGACCUGAGUGACCAUCUGAAUGGACUCAUGUACCCUCUUUAUCAACAGAGUGUCAUCCCUUCAGAGCCAUAUCUCUGCCAGGGGGAGGCUGACCAGCAGCACCAGCUGGUCUUUGAUGACCAAUGCAAAGACCAGAGACAGUCAGUGCAGUCAGACCAGGGCUACAUCUCCAGAUGCUCCCCUCUGCCUCCUGAGGACCUUCUAGAGGAGGAGGAGGAAGAGGAGGAGGAGGAUCAGGAACAGCAGGGGGGCUUCCACGAACUCUCUCCAGAGGUUUUGAACAGUCUGAAGAGCCUCCAGAAGCAGCUGUUUUUCCAGGACAUUGAGAGGCACUCUAGCUGGAGCUAUCCAGCAGAGGUGAUGGACAUUGACCAAUCUUUGGAGGACUCUUAGGCUCUGCCUGGGACCUGCCCUGUUUGAAAUACAGGGAUGGAAGGUGGUCCCGUGCAGAGCAGUACUGAGACUGCAUUCCCAGCACUAUCCUUGUGCUUGUAUUGUAAAUGGCUUAGUGCUGGGAUCUUCCGUGCUGCUGUGAUGCAGCCCUGCCCAGCAGAUGUGGAAUGUUGCUUCCAGUCUCCGUGGAGAGAAGCCAGGAGUAUUGGCCACCCCUGUGAAAAAACAGGCAGUGGUUCUGAUCCUUGGGGAAAAGCAUUACACUGAAUUCUCACUGAUGGAUGGCAGGAAAAUUACUGUGGCUCAUCCACUCGUGCCUUCAAAAUGCCCUCCAGCUGUGCUGAUUCUAUUGCACUGGAUAAAAGUCACUGGCAUGGUUUAGAAAAUAGGUUUAGAUAACAUGGUGACAUUUGCAUUGCCAUUUUAAUACACAUUUUUGAACAUUUCCUUGUAAAUAGUGUAUUAAAGACACGUGCCUUAAAUUUUAGCUAGAUUAGGGCUGUCUCUACCUGGUUGAUAAAUGUGCCUAAAGAUUUUUUUUUUAUUCCUCCACUCAUCAUUCAUUUGCAGCUGCAUUUCCAUGGUCAUUCAGCAAUCAAGUGGAGUAGCUGAGAAUAAGUGGCAUAAAUGUUUAAAUUGAGAGCCUCCAUAACUCUUCCUGCCUCUCUACUGGGAGAGAGCAGCAGUAGUGGAGGGAGAAGAGGAGACCAAGAAAUGGAAUUUGGGAUUUUUUUACAGUUUUAAGAAAUGUGAUGCUGAAUACAGAAUCAGGGGAAUCUGGUGUAUUCAGUGACACACUGCUGCAGUGCUGUUUGCUUUUGGAUAUCUUAGCACCAGGAAGAUGUGAACUGAAGAUAAAGAUAGUGACACACAAGGAAAUAAAGGACUAUUUUGGACGAGGAAAAACUGUUUCCUCAGCAGAUGCUGUUUUAGAGUGGAAAUAAUAUCUGAGUUAAGGGAGGCUGAGCAAAAACAACUGUGAGAUGUACUUGUGUGGGUUAUACUCCAGCACAGGUAGUUCAGGUUAACCACAGUGAAAUGCUGAACAGACUAAGGGAUUCCUCUUCCAGGAGCAGUGAUGGUGAGGCUGGCAUUUACCCUGUUUCUUAUCACUGGAUAACAACCUGUGAGAUGUAAAUGCAUCCAGGCCUUUCUCCUUUGUUGUCUUCCCGUCCAUCUAAGUUUACUUGUCAAAAAAUCUUUUCUCUCACCUUUUUUAAAAUCUAAUGUCUCAGAAAAUAAUCUAUUCUUUUGUCUUACAAUUUGUUUUGUUUUGUGUGUAUUUUAUAAUUUUGUGUUCAACCUCUGGGGUUUUUUCCUUAAAUUAAAAAUGAAGAAUACUUUUUUGGAUAUAUUCA
Messenger RNA from Serinus canaria (Common canary), 4022 nucleotides. It is a transcript of the gene IL17RA, whose product is annotated as interleukin 17 receptor A. Lineage: Eukaryota; Metazoa; Chordata; Aves; Passeriformes; Fringillidae. The coding region runs from base 169 to 2664 and encodes 831 amino acids. Gene Ontology annotation, molecular function: interleukin-17 receptor activity. The transcript has 14 exons. The record is from RefSeq and is a predicted model, not a curated record.